AUGAGUGCUAAACGAAAAUUAACAACUUUAACUUUACAAGAAAAGUUCGAUGUUAUUAACACGGUAAAAACUGGGAUGAAGAAAAAAGACGUAGCAGCUCAAUACGGGAUACCUGCUAGUACUUUAUCAACCAUAAUUAAAAAUGAAGCUGAAAUUUUAUUAAGGUACGAGAAAAGUGGAAACAUAUCAUACAAAAGAAGACGAGUGGCUGAAUUUCCUGACCUUGAAGAAGGUCUACUGACCUGGUUUAAGCAGUGCCGCGACAAAAACAUAAGUGUAUCUGGUCCUGUUUUACGCGAGAAGGCUGAAGAAUAUUCGAAACUGCUUGGACACAAUUCUUUUCGUGCUAGUAACGGCUGGUUGGAUUACGAGCCAAAAGAUAUAUUUAAUGCUGAUGAGACCGGCCUUUUCUUCAAGUGUCUACCUGACAAAACACUGAUUUUUAAGAAUGAGAAAUGCUAUGGUGGAAAACAUAGCAAAGAGCGAUUGACAAUAUUGCUAGCAACAAAUAUGACAGGAUCAGAAAAAUUGAAACCGUUAGUUAUUGGGAAAUCUAAAAAACCACGUUGUUUUUCUGGCUGUAAAUCUUUGCCAUUGGACUAUGAAGCUAACACGAUAGCCUGGAUGACAUCUGAAAUAUUCAAGGAAUGGCUACUGAAAAUUGACAAAAAAAUGAUUAAGGAUAAACGUAACAUAUUGCUUUUCAUUGAUAACUGUACAGCUCACAACUUAAUUCCACCAUUAAAAGCCAUAAUUUAUGGUAUCUUAAGUUUAGGCGUCGUAGUUGGGAGCUUGGCGAGUUACGUCGGUCCCAUCAAUGCCCUGGACAUAAUCGAUUUCGUCGAGUUCCUGUCAUCGGGGCAUCUUCCACCAGAACUGGUGGAAGCCCGAUGGUUUUUUGAGAGUGUCCGGUACGCCACGGAGCCGUUUGAAGUUCUUUUGGCUCCAAACCAUGAGGGGAUUAAGAGGCUCUCAGUCUGCGUCAUGGAGCAUUCCGAGAGCUUAACCCGUGCUGAAACCGGACCCUCUUCGGCGGAGUGA
Molecule: messenger RNA, 1041 nt
Organism: Microplitis mediator
Lineage: Eukaryota; Metazoa; Arthropoda; Insecta; Hymenoptera; Braconidae
Product: tigger transposable element-derived protein 4-like
Exons: 4
Coding region: 1-1041 (346 amino acids)
Cellular component (GO): nucleus
Molecular function (GO): DNA binding
Source: RefSeq, a predicted model, not a curated record